This is a messenger RNA of Necator americanus (New World hookworm), 1920 nucleotides long. RefSeq lists its product as uncharacterized. The transcript is spliced from 21 exons. Bases 1 to 1920 code for a protein of 639 amino acids. Lineage: Eukaryota; Metazoa; Nematoda; Chromadorea; Rhabditida; Ancylostomatidae. Gene Ontology annotation, molecular function: protein tyrosine kinase activity; ATP binding. The record is from RefSeq and is a predicted model, not a curated record. Gene Ontology annotation, biological process: protein phosphorylation.
AUGCAAGCAGAAAUGGUUGACCAGCUGCCUGUGGACACCUACAGGGUAAGAUGGACAUUGAACGUACCUGGAUUGGCUGAAAUAAAAGAGCCUGGCCAGCAAGUCACUAUCACCGAACUUGUUCAGAGUAAAAAUGUCACGAUCAACAAUCAGCAAAUCAAAGUAGAUGGGUUGGGACAGACUGUCUCUGGCCUAGUUCCCUUGACCUAUUUGCAACCAAAAUUCAAGAAAACAUCAAAGAUUGAAAAUCAAAUUUCCGCUGCUAAUCCGGUCAAAGAAGAUGUGGCGAAAGGAGAAUGGUGGAUGGGACGUGUUUCUUGCAUCGAUGUUGGCAUACGACUAUCCAGAGAUCCCUCAUUAAUCAUGGGUAGCUACGCAGUAUGUCAACCACCGGAGAUGGAACCAGUGGACGCAGGAGAGUGGGCGGAGUUUGUGUUGGUUGUAAGGAACAUUUCAGGUAGUGUGGAUCAGUGGGUAUACGAAUGGGAGCUCAACCAUAGGUACAACCAAAGAUUUGGGAAGAAAUUCAAGGCAAGAAAAAUUGGCAACGAUAUCAUCAAAGCACCUCCAGCAAGUCCAAUUCCGUCAAUAGCUUACUUUCUUAUAAAACGAACCGAAGAAGGCAUGUUCUAUAUAGAAUCUGAAAAAACGUUCCUAUCUAUCGAUCUGCUGCUUUCGCAUUACUACGACAACGUUUUGCCGAUUGACGGUGAGAGCGAGGCUUCGAAACAAGCUUUCUCUCUAGUGCUUCGUGGUAUUAGCCAGUUUGACAGCUUGCCACAUACGUUUCCAAGGCCUAUCUUAGGAGCCAUGAAAAAACCGUCCUACCAAAAGAAGGAUCGUUCACCACUCCAACUAUUUCUUGGUGGUGCUCAGAAAUCGUUGAAAGAUUUUAGAGCAAGAGUCGCUAAACGAGUGAUCUUUUUCGAUAACGAACAAAAGGAAACACUCUAUAAAGGGUAUCUUUACUACAAUGGCACCUACAAUGUAGUAACGAUCCGUAAGAUGCGACCAAAACUGUACAACCAGAAAGCGUUCGAUAAGGACAUCAAACGAUUGAAUAAAACUAUGCAAUCGAGCAAAGAUGGUGGAUCAAAGCAAGACGCAAAUGUGGGAAAGAUCAGGAACGGUUUUCAGUUUCUCUCGCAUAUUGUCGGGUUCGGUGGUGAUCCUAUUGAGAAAUACGGCAAGUGGAUCGCGUAUGAGUUUAUCACAGGCAUCCCCUUGGAUCGAUUCCUACAACGCCGAAAGUACAUGAGCGAUUCUAUGUUUUUGAGGGAAAAAUCCGAAAUUUUGUAUCAGGUCAGCGCUGGUAUGCGAUUCCUCGAAUUGAACAGCUUAUGCCAUCGUCAUUUGCGAGGUUCAAAUAUCAUCGUGCACGAAGAGGGUUCGCACAUGUACGGGGUCAAGAUCACCGACUACAUGGUCACCUACCAUUUUCUGGACGAGGAGUGGGUGGAGAAAAUCAACCUGUUCGAUCUGGAUUGGCCAUGGUGGGCACCGGAAUGUGUCCUGUACAGGUGUUUCGACAUUGUCAGCGAUGUGUGGGCUUUUGGAUGUGUUAUUUUCGAGAUAAAUCACGACGGGCUCGGCCCAUAUGCUUUCCAGAAGCGUCGCCCUCAAUCACAUCGCGACCUACAAUCAAUCUUUGAAAGUGGUGAACAGAUGUGCAUAGUGCGCGAGGAUGAUGCGGAGUCGUUCCUCGAAGAACUUCUCUUUAUGUGUAUACGAUAUAAUCCAGACACUCGUCCAACGUUCGACCAUCUGUUCCACUUUUUUCGUGAACUUCUCUUUGAUUUCGCUGUGGGUCCCAGUGCUGCCAUCGAAAAAUACAUAAAGAAAGCCCCAAAGAAAUUUGAGCACCCGAAAAGGAGUACUUUGAUACCAGAGGAUGACAAAAUUCUCAAGAAAGAAACCUAG